AUGUUAAUAAAUCGGAGAUAUACCAAAAUAUUUUAUAAGGGAUUAUAACAUACUCAUUAUGCAAUGUUAAUGUGUAGAGUGUAUGCUAUAUUCAAAUUUAUGAUGACUGCUGUGUUUACACUCACGAUCAACUGUGAAAGUUGUGAACUAACUAAUUGGAUGUUGGCAGUUCUUGUUCAUUCAUUAAUUGCCUAUAUUUAUCAUACAUAUAUGGGAAUACUCUUAAAUAACAUUGUAAUUAAGUUAAUAUAUAGAUCUAUUAGUAAAUUGUUAUGUAAAUAGCAGAAAGUCUAAACCAUAUGAUUUAACUUGAAGAAGGACAUGAUUAAUCAAAUGCAUUACAAGAAUCUCAAUAUAUUGUAAAUGAAGAUCUUGAUCCUUACCUUAACUUGACUGUAGAAGAGAUGGAAAGGAAAUAAAAAAUAUUAGCAGCUUAAAUUAGAUGUGAAGUUGCUCUUAAAUAUAAAUCAAUGAGAUUUCUAGGCAUCAUAACUUUUUGGACUACUUAGAUUUUAGUUAUUUGGGCUUUUAGAUUAUAAAUGUUCAAUCCUGAAGAUCCUCAACUUUAUCAUGCAUGUUUUAGUCAUGUAAUCACUUUCUAAUUAGUUUUUCUGUUCUUGACUGUUUAUUAAUAUUUAGAAGUCUAUAUGAUUAGUUUACUUAUUAUUAUUUGUUUACCAUUUUUGAUACCUGUUAUGCUCUGGCACAAAUUUAAACAAAAAAAAAAAAACUAUGAUAAUCAAAAAUCUUUGAAAGAACUUAAGAAAACAUGUAAAAUGCUUUAUCAAUCUGAAAAAAUUCAAGGAGAUCAUGAAUGUGGUAUUUGUAUGCAUGUUUAUGUCACUGAUGAAGAACUACUCAUACUUCCUUGCGAUCCAAAACAUCAUUUUCAUAUGUAAUGCAUCCAAACAUGGUUGCUAAUUAAUUCUACUUGUCCUAAAUGCAGAACAAGCUUUCUCAGAUUUAACUAGCAGUAAUAAUAAUGA
Messenger RNA from Paramecium sonneborni, 986 nucleotides. The record is from the annotation of a GenBank genome assembly. Lineage: Eukaryota; Ciliophora; Oligohymenophorea; Peniculida; Parameciidae.